Cuscuta epithymum is the source of this 1490-nucleotide messenger RNA. The record is from the annotation of a GenBank genome assembly. NCBI's taxonomy places the organism in Eukaryota, Viridiplantae, Streptophyta, Magnoliopsida, Solanales, Convolvulaceae.
AUGAGACUCUAUAUAUAGUAAAUAAAUACCAUACCUACUGUAGGGUCGAAUAACGUUAAAUUUUGUACGUGCUCUUAAUUCGAUCGACCGACAGGUAUACUUCGUUGCUUCUAAGCCAUUAGCAUAAUGUUGAAUGGGUGGUCAUCGUCUAUUAUAUGUUCAUGGCGACUAUGCUACGCUCUUGGCGCUCUUCUAUGCUUCCUCACAUGGGGCGGCGAAGCAACCAUAAAGCUGCCGGACGGAACAGUUAUUCCGGCGAUCGUCGCCUUCGGGGAUUCCAUCAUUGACCAGGGCAUGAACAACUAUAUCCCCGCCAUCGCCAAAUGCAACUUUCCGCCGUACGGGGAUGACCUGCCCGGUGGAAAUCCCACCGGACGCUUUAGCAAUGGCAAAACCGCUAUUGAUAUUAUAGCUGAAGAACUUGGAGUAAAAGAGCUAGUGCCACCUUAUUUGGAUCCCAAUUUGCAAAUUGAAGAUCUGAAAACGGGAGUCAGCUUUGCAUCGGCAGGAUCUGGAUAUGAUCCUCUAACAACACAAAAUGGGGGAGGUAUCUCAUUGUCCCAACAGUUAGAUUACUUUAGAGAGUACCUAAAAAAACUCAGGAACGUGUUAGGAGAAAACGAGACAAACUUCAUAACAGAAAACAGUCUACUAUGGGUGCUUUCCGGAAGUAAUGACAUUGCAAUCACCUACUUCACCUUGGGACUUCGUCGAUUACAAUACACCAUUGAUGCCUACACAGACUUUAUGGUUGAGAGUGCUUCGAGUUUCAUCCAAGAAUUGUAUGGGAUAGGAACUCGAAGGAUUGGGGUAUUCAGUCAGGUACCAAUAGGAUGUGUGCCGGCAAUGAGGACACUCAAUGGAGGCAAUAGUUGGAAUUGUGCAGAGAAACAAAAUGAAGUAGCUAAACUUGUCAAUGCUAAGUUAUCGGAUGAGAUUGAUUUCCUUUCCAAAACAUUACCCGGUGUGAAGUUGGUUUUCAUAGACCUUUACCAUCCUCUUCUUGACCUCAUCCAAAAUCCCGGAAAAUAUGAUUUUGAGGAAAGUGAGAGGGGGUGUUGUGGAACAGGAAAGUUAGAGGCAUCAUAUUUGUGUAACAAAUUCUCGCCAACAUGCAAAGAACAUGACAAGUUUAUAUUUUGGGAUAGUUUCCAUCCAACAGAAGCGUGUAACAAGAUUCUCGUAGAGCAGAUACUGCCCAAGUACAUUUCACAUUUAACUUAGUUUACUUAAUUGUUAUAACAUUUAUAUAUUAUGUUCAAUUUAAUUGUAUUAGUGGGCUUUUAAUUAAACAGUGGGCUGUCCAUAUGUAAUUAGGAUGGUUUCCACUACGUCUAAUAAAUAGAAAACGUAAUAGCGAAUUAUGCCUAAGAGUUCACAAUAUUCAUACGGCCGCAUAUAUUAUUGUAAAGCACUCACUUGUUUGUACGUAUUACGAAUCAUGUUGAAUACUUUGUAAUUCAUCACAAGUGUUCUAAAAGGCCUCAAAA